GCCGCCGCCGCCGCCGCCUACUGCCGCCAGCCGGAGAGCGGCACGUACGUGCGGACGGCGCCGCUGGCCCCCGCGCUCGGCCGCUGCGGGCAAUAAAGGCCGUGCUGGCGUCAUCGCUCCGCGCCGCUCGCUCUCUCUGUCAUCGCUCCGCGCGGGCCAUGGCGGCGCUGUGGAGGGGCUGCGGGCGGCUGCUGGCGCGGCGGCCGGGGGCUGCGCAGGCGCUUACCGCCGGGGUCCUCAUGGGAGUUGGUGACGUGAUGGCACAGCAGCUGGUGGAGCGGCAUGGGCUGCAUGGGCACCAUGGCACCCGCACUGUGAAGAUGAUGGCAAUUGGCUUCUGCUUUGUGGGCCCGGUUGUAGGCAGCUGGUACAAGAUUCUGGAUCGACUCAUCCCAGGGACCUCGAAAGUGGUGGCUGUGAAGAAGAUGGUGCUGGAUCAGGGGGCUUUUGCACCGUGUUUCCUUGGUUGCUUCCUUGCCAUCACAGGUGCCAUGAAUGGUCUGUCAGUGGAAGAGAAUUGGUCCAAGAUCCAGCAGGACUAUGUGGAUGCCCUGCUGACCAACUAUUCUAUCUGGCCACCAGUGCAGAUUGCAAACUUCUACUUCGUGCCCCUGAAGCACAGGCUGGCCGUCGUCCAGUGCGUUGCCAUCAUCUGGAACUGCUACCUCUCCUGGAAGGCAAAUCGGGUGUGAUGUGGAACCUGUGCCCCCUCUCUGCCUACCCUGCCUGACCCUGCCCUACAGCCAGAGCCCCUGGACCAGAUGCCUGUGGCUGUGUACAGGGCUGGGAUAUGCAGGAUGUUGGCAGCAGCCGUCCUGUGCUCUCUUCAGAGGACCUGUGGAAGAGAAGACAGCACCAUGUCCAGCCUGAGAUGGGCCAGUGCUUGGGACUGGUGGGGGUCCAGCAGCUGAUGCAGACAGCUGGGGCAGCUCAGCCCCUCAACCUGUUGCUCCGUCCAUGCUUGCUCCAGUCCCCAGCUCUUGCCCUCAUGGACUUGGCUGCAGCUCUGCUCUGGACAACCAGAACACCCAGUAAAUGGUGUUUUCACUCA
Molecule: messenger RNA, 1051 nt
Organism: Pogoniulus pusillus (Red-fronted tinkerbird)
Lineage: Eukaryota; Metazoa; Chordata; Aves; Piciformes; Lybiidae
Gene: MPV17
Product: mitochondrial inner membrane protein MPV17
Exons: 7
Coding region: 159-692 (177 amino acids)
Biological process (GO): cellular response to reactive oxygen species
Cellular component (GO): membrane; cytoplasm; mitochondrion
Source: RefSeq, a predicted model, not a curated record